Penaeus indicus is the source of this 516-nucleotide messenger RNA. RefSeq names its product pro-resilin-like. Bases 2 to 388 code for a protein of 128 amino acids. Gene Ontology annotation, cellular component: extracellular matrix. The transcript has 3 exons. NCBI's taxonomy places the organism in Eukaryota, Metazoa, Arthropoda, Malacostraca, Decapoda, Penaeidae. The record is from RefSeq and is a predicted model, not a curated record.
CAUGUCCCUCAAGAUCGCCGUCAUCGUUUGCAUGGUUGCUGUGGCCUUGGCUGAUCACCCCCCUCCUCCUGGCCCCUACCACCCCCAACAACGGCCCUAUCAUGGCGAACCAGACUACCCUGAUGUCCCACCCAAGUACACCUACAACUACGGCGUCGCCGACGGCUACUCCGGCGUCAACCUCGGUCACUCUGAAGCUCGCGACGGCUACAAGACCGAGGGCAGCUACGCCGUCGACCUCCCCGACGGCCGCAAGCAGAUAGUGAACUACGUGGACAACGGCGACGGUCUUAUUGCUGAGGUCACCUACGAGGGCGAGGCUCAGUACCCCGAGCACGCGCCCGCCUACAGGCCCGCUCCCCCAGCCUACCCUGCUCCCCAUGCGUAGAGAUAUAUGAAGACAACACAUCCAGUCAUUUCCAGCUUCAUUCCAGUGCCAUCUUUCCAUUGUCGUUUAAUGCAGUUGUUUGUUAUAUUCUCUUGAAAACGUUCAUUAAUAAAUGUUUCCUUCUAUGA